AUGGCAUUCACUAGACCUGAUCUUGGUGAAGAACUACCACUCCUGGCUUCUGGAAAGGUCAGAGAAUUGUACGAGGUGGACAGUAAGACCCUGUUGUUCGUCGCAUCAGAUCGAAUAUCAGCGUACGAUGUGAUCAUGCAAAACGGCAUACCCAACAAGGGCAAAAUUUUGACAUUGAUGACAGCCUUCUGGUUCGAGUAUCUUCAGAAGCACGUUCCUGGCUUGAAGACACACUUUCUCGGUCUCAAAGUGCCUGACAUUGUUCCAGAUGCUGCGAAAGCACAGCUAGUCAACCGAAGCAUGCUGGUUCGCAAACUCAAAAUAUUUCCUAUAGAAGCCAUCGUGCGUGGCUAUAUCACAGGUUCUGCGUGGUCGUCCUAUAAGAAAACAGGCGCGGUCAAUGGCAAGAGGAUGCCGGAAGGUCUGCAGGAAUCGCAGGAAUUCCCGGAACCAAUAUAUACCCCGAGCACAAAAGCUGAAUUAGGCCAGCACGACGAAAACAUCUCCACAGAAGAAGCUGCCAAGAUCGUCGGCGAUAAGUAUGCCAAGCGGAUCGAGGAACUGGCUCUGCAAAUCUACUCUACCGCGAAAGAGUAUGCCAAGCAGCAGGGUAUUGUCAUCGCCGACACCAAGUUUGAGUUUGGUCUUGAUGAAGAGACUGACGAGGUCGUGCUGGUGGACGAGGUUUUGACUCCAGAUAGUUCACGGUUCUGGUCAGCAAGGACAUACCAGAUAGGCAAAUCCCAAGACAGCUUCGACAAGCAGUACCUGCGAGACUGGUUGACCAGCAACGGCUUGAAAGGCAAAGAAGGUGUAUCGAUGCCACAGAAUAUAGCGGAAGAGACUAGCUCGAAGUACGAGGAGGCCUUCCACAUAUUGACGGGCCAGACAUUGGCGGAAGCCAAAAGCUGA
Lithohypha guttulata is the source of this 912-nucleotide messenger RNA. RefSeq names its product Bifunctional purine biosynthetic protein ade1 (gene ADE1). Gene Ontology annotation, cellular component: cytoplasm. The coding region runs from base 1 to 912 and encodes 303 amino acids. Gene Ontology annotation, biological process: 'de novo' IMP biosynthetic process. The transcript is spliced from 2 exons. Gene Ontology annotation, molecular function: phosphoribosylaminoimidazolesuccinocarboxamide synthase activity. The record is from RefSeq and is a predicted model, not a curated record. Lineage: Eukaryota; Fungi; Ascomycota; Eurotiomycetes; Chaetothyriales; Trichomeriaceae.